Molecule: messenger RNA, 5558 nt
Organism: Macrobrachium nipponense
Lineage: Eukaryota; Metazoa; Arthropoda; Malacostraca; Decapoda; Palaemonidae
Biological process (GO): proteolysis
Molecular function (GO): serine-type endopeptidase activity
Source: RefSeq, a predicted model, not a curated record
AUGACAGGUACCUCUCCACCCACGUGUGGUGCAGAAACGUCAUUUUUGGGCGGUAUCGCAGCGAUUGGUGACAAUGGUACCGGAAGCGUGCCUGUUGCUGGUGCCCCUCGAACAGGUUGUAUUGACCUCAACCCUUCCUGCUCCGGCUGGGGUGAGGGGGAGUGCGAAUCCAAUCCUCCUUUCAUGCUCGUCAAUUGCCCUGUGACGUGUAACUCUUGCUCACCUCAAGAUAAAGAGACUUGCGUCAACAAAGGAGACGAACUGUCAUGUGAAUUAUCAGCAUCCUUAGGACUCUGUCUAGUCAAUCCAUCCUACAACCUUCGCUUCUGCGCAGGGUCUUGCAAGCAGUUCAUCGAUGUCUGCAGAGACGACGAAGAGACAGUACGUGAUACAUCCAGCUGCACUGGUCUGCGGACAGUAACUGACCCUGAGUUUGAAUGUGGUGUCGUUCCAUCGCCAAAUCGCUUAGGGUGGUCUCCGCAAAGUUUUAAAAGUAAAUUUGCUCGACAGCCAAAAAGAUUAUUAGGGCGGCCAGGCAAGAACAGGAAACCACUCAUUUAUAACAAAAACAAGUCCCUGAAAAGUUCAACAAGGCAGCCGACAGAGGCACAGAACAGAGGAAGAGGCAAUAGGCUCAGAAAGAAAAGAUUGAAAGGAAGGAGAAACAAUAAGAGAAAGAAGGGGAGAAACGAUACGAGAAGAACCACUCCGCUACCUAGUGCUGUCACUCUGCAAUGUGAUUGUGAAGAUCCACAGGAAGCAGUCAUCUGCGGGUGUACUAUCUUUACAACUCCAACCCCCGAAACUAUUGCUGCCGUAACUACAUAUGAGCCAUCAUCUAACACAUCCUCUGACCCAUCCCCUAGCCCAUCCCCUAGCCCAUCCCCUAGCCCAUCCCCUAGCCCAUCCCCUAGCCCAUCCCCUGACCCACCAACUGAACCACCCCCUUUUGCCUGGAUUUCUAGCAUAGCAAUUCCUAGUGUAGCAAUUCCAGUAGUUGUUGCAGCUGCUAUUGCGGUUCCCCUGGGAGUUGCCAUUCCCCUUGGGGUAGCUGGGACACAAGUGCAGCCAUCACAAGGGAUAGGGUCGCUUGGUCAACAGCAAGGAGCCUUACCUCCUUCUUCCCCUCCUCAACCGCCACCUCCUCCUCCCCCUCCUCCUCCUCCUCCUCCUCCUCCUCCUCCUCCUCCUCCUCCUCCUCCUCCACCUCCACCUCCACCUCCACCUCCUCCUCCUCCUCCUCCUCCUCCUCCUCCUCCUCCUCCUCUUUUCCCACCAAUACCUCCAGUCAACAACUUCCAGAGAUCUGCGAGGUCUCUAAUUCCAAACUGUGACUUCAGUGGUUAUCUUGAGCUGAGGCGAAAUUUAAAGUCCCUGAUCUCCCUGCAUACUGGGCGACCGCUAGAUCCUCUAGCAAUAGAGAUACUCGAUGCAGUAAACUACUGCAGGUAUGGAUCGGCAGAGAAACCAAACAGACUGGCAUCUCUCUUCGCAAAUAAAAUGGGUCCAGCAGACAAAAAACCUCCAAAAUUCUGGCCUGGAAUCAGUCACCCAGCGCUAUUCAUCCACGGUGGUCCAGACGAUGACGUCGAUUCUUCUUCGUUUGGUCUACAACCAGAAAAUUACCCUGCUGUUAUGAGUGGUGGUGGCCACAAGGGUUUACCGGUGGCCUCCAGUGGAAUUCCUGGUGACCCUGGAACUAGUAAUGGGGGAAUACUUCCACCAACCUCUUUUGAAACUAUUUUUUACAUCCCUCCAGUUCUUCCACCAACAGCUGGAAAAGUUCCAGCCGCUGUUAGUCCAGCCUCACCAUCGCCAGUUUUUACUGGAACUUUACCAGAAACAUUCACAGUGGUGCCAGUAACAGAAGACCAAAUAUCAGCAUCCCCAGGUUUUCUCGAACCUUUACCAGAAACAUUCACAGUGGUGCCAGUAACAGAAGACCAAAUAUCAGCAUCCCCAGAUUUUCUCGAACCUUUACCAGAAACAUUCACAGUGUUGCCAGUAACAGAAGACCAAAUAUCAGCAUCCCCAGAUUUUCUCGAACCUUUACCAGAAACAUUCACAGUGGUGCCAGUAACAGAAGACCAAGUAUCAGCAUCCACAGAUUUUCUCGAAACUCGACCAGAAGCCCCUGAAGUGACGCCAACAGCCGAAGGCCAAACGCUAGCAUCUCCAGGGGUUCUUCCAGCAGCAGUUGGUGCGGACGGUGAGGGGGAGGAAGCAGUUGACAGGGAUAGAUUCUUCUGUGGUGGUGCUCUCAUCACUUCUUCUCACAUCCUGACAGCCGCCCACUGUCUUGUUACAAAAAGGCCUUCUGUGAUUCGCCUCGGAGAAAGAGACUUCACCAGGACCACGGAGAGCAGAGCUAUUGACUACGACGUCAGGAAAAUCACUUUACAUCCGGACUAUAAUCCUCUCUACAGAUACAACGACCUUGCAAUAAUUGAACUGGAGCAAGAAGUAAGGUUCACAUCCCUCAUCCGGCCCUACUGCUUGCCUUCCACCAGACGGGACCUUGAAGGUCUUUCGUGUACCGUUUCCGGAUGGGGAUCCCGCCCUAAUGAACUGGCAUCAACGCUGUUGCUUAACGUCGAAGUGACGGUGAGGUCUUUGGACGAAUGCAACGCGCUGUAUGCGGACGCUGGGGACUUAUUCACCGAAGAAUAUCCCAACAAGUUGGACGACACCCUCCUGUGCGCGGGCGGAGGCGUCGGGAGGGAUGCCUGUAGGGGUGAUUCGGGCGGUCCGCUGGUGUACGAGGGCGGAGGUGGACGUGGUGAGGAAGUGGGUGUGGUCAGUAGCGGUCUUGGGUGCGGUGACCCCCGAUACCCAGGCAUCUAUUCCCGCACGGACGCCUUCCUGGCAUGGAUAGAUUCCGUCGUGUACGGCGUCUGCGCCCGAGCGAUUACAGUUUAGUGGCAUUCUGGGUAAUAUCCACCUAAAAAAGUUUGUGUUCAACUUUCGUUCAAAUUGUACAUACAAUCAAGAACAAUGAUGAAGUCCUUGUUGGUCUGCACCUUUCAUUGUUCUUUACUCCGAAUGUUCGGCUCUUUUUACUGAAUGAUGCGAUACAUAACCAUGAAAGUGAUUCCGUAAUUAUUUGUACCUGAGACAUUGACUAACAUAAGGUAGUAGAUACACGCCCUAGGUAAACACUUUCAUUUUAGUUUCUUUACGUUUUGUAACGCUAACAUUAGUAACCCUAGCAUUUUUUGUUACUGUUAAUACUAGUGUACGUUGCAUUUACUUAUCUCAGAAGUCCCUCGAAGACAUUUUGAAUCAGGUUAUUAUAAACCCGACUAAACCAGGGUCUCGUCUCUCUUCUUUCCAUCAUAAUAUAGACACCUAAAUAAGAGGAUGCCAAGGGCUGUUAGUGGCAAGAAAGCAGGAGAUGAAACUGACUUCACAAACUAGAGUUAAGACUCUAGUGAAAAGAGGGAAAGAGUUUUACUACAUACAGGAUCGGUCGUUUGUUCUGUAGUGACAAGAGUUAAGAGAAAGCUCCGAGACGUGUACGUGUAAGCUCCGAAACUCCUCAAUAAGGAAUGCCCUGUAAAUACAUUAUUGCAUGGCUUUCAGUUUAUUCGCAUGGGACAGCGAGCACCUGCUUGAAAACACCACUGUGGCUUUCCCACUAGACAGCCUCGGAUCUAGCAGAAGAAGCUUUUAGAAAGUGCUCAGAAGUAGAGCGUUUCUUAUUCAUUUAUCGCGGUCGGAGAUCAUACGUCUUACUCUCACCCUCGAGAUGCGCGAUGAGGCGGAACAUUGCUGCAGGGAAACCAGGGGUAGCUGCUACGCCCAGUGUUUUCUGUUUGUUUUGUUAUGAAUUCUUUGAGCAAAUUGCACCAGCAGCAACAAACGAUAGUUCCUGUUUGUUCUUGAAAUCCCAGCUUGGAUACAUUACUCUGAAUGUGGCACAGCAAAGAACUGACGCAACAGUCAAAGAACGAGACUCAGGACAAUUUUUGUCAUAUUGUAGUUAUGUACACUAUAACUUUUAAGUUAUAUCAACUAACACACGCAACUAAUGCAAUCGCUAAGAUUGCUUAAUUGAAGCCAUUUAAUUAUUUGUGUAUUUUGGCACCCCUAUUAAUAGCCCGUUUCUAAGAUAUCUCGAUCAUUUAAACAAUCAUGUAUUGUGGCAGUUUAGAAAAACUGACAACCCAUAGAUUUUAAAAUAUUUAUGAAAGCGCCGUGAUAAAAGGAAAUAUAGUGUCCUGUGGCAUGCGGGAUGGUCUUCUUUCGCUAAAUCAUUCCGAUAGACUUCAUUCAGUGACUUUGAUAAUAAGGCUUUGGAACAACAGUCGCAAAGUUAUGGACAUUAUGCAUUGUGCUGGGCUCUGGAGAUUUCGUUGAACGUUGAUGGUUAUUUGAGGUGAAAUAAACCAACAAAUCUUUUCUUUUGAAUAAUAUUUGUUUGUUGAUGUAAUUACAGUAACUUCUACGAAUAUAGAAAAAGACAUAUGGCCAACAUUACUGAUAAACCACAGUAGACCAAUUCACUUAUCAAAUCUAUUUAUAAAUUACACAACCUUGAUCAUGUGCAAGUGGCUCUCCACGAAUUUGUAAAUUCCCGUUGAAAAGUUCAAUAUUUUUUUCUAUUCCUGUAAACAACGGCAAUACACGUGACUUCAAAAGUUAGUAUUUCAUUUUUUAUCAUUCCCGAUUCACAGCAUUUGUACGAUAACCAUAAAACUCUGAGCAAGCUGGCAGAUACAAAGCUGUUUAAGGCAAUCAAUUUUAAAUGACUGGAAAAGAAUGUGCAUGAAUAAUCGACAAGAAACAUCUGAAAUUAAGAAGAGGAAAAUUUGAUAAAAAAUAAAUCUUUCCAAAAUUAUUUAUAUGAGACUUGUUUAAAACGAGCAAAUGACAAUGGUGAUUAUUACGCUGAGAACAUGAAAAAUAACUAUACGAAAAUCUGAAGAAAAAGUCGCUAUACAGACACUGGAUGACAGUGCCUGUGUAUGUGUAAACUCGGUUAUUCAGAAAGAAUCAAUAUUAUUCUGUUCAACGAUUACUUCGGAGAUGCCAUACGCGAUGAUCCGUUUGCAUAAUUAAGAAAGUGUAAAUCAAGUGAUACGUCAUAAAAAUAUCUUAUUGCAUAUACAUUUACCCACAGAAUAACUUCGCAUACAUAAUUAUUUCAUUCAUUGAAAAAUUACUUUGAGGAAGCUUCUUGUUUCUAGAUGAACAUGAUAACCUUCUGAGGUAGGAUGGACCCACACAGUAAGGGGCUGCCAGAGAAAAGCAGGAACGGAAGUUAUACGUGGCAUACAAGCUUCUUAAUUUUGAGACCACAAAUAGCCAAGGGAUGCCUAAGAAAAAUAUAAUGUUUUACACGGAGACAUUGCCUUUUAUUUAUUACAAGCAGCAUUUUAUAAUCCUAUACCAAGAAGUAUAUAUGAUAGCAGUUAAUAUUUAAGAAAGUGUUAACCCCAGGUGAAUGGAAUGAACGUUAUCAGAAUGGGAAGGAAAGUGAAAAGGAUUGCCCACUCUUAACUUUUGGUGUUUACUUAUGGAGUGUAACCUGUUGAUAGUUUAUAAUGCUGUAUGUG